AUUAGUCAGUAGUAACCGUUCGUCCAAUAUUGUUCUUUUAGCAUUGUGUAAAACUCUGGAAACCGUAAGCCAUUUGGUUCCUUCGCAUGCAUUUUCUCGGCUCGCCAUGUCUGGGAACACUGCCAGAACACGUCAUAAUAAUCACAAGUCAUGACAAGUAUUUUCUAUUAACCGUUCGACGACCAACCGGUGCCCACCUGUCGAGCUACAUAUAGUACAUAGAGAAGAGCUGAGAGUUCGUACUUCAGAUAGUACUUCAGUUAGUUCAUGCUUCACAGGAGUGACGUCGUAACAGUGCUGAGAAUACGUCGGAGUUUUGCCGUGUUGGACUUUUGCAGCUUGCUGAUUGUCGGUCCAUAAAUAUCAGCUAACCGGAUUAGUUUCUAUUUCGAUUUGUAUUGCAAAUAAUGAAGAUCUGUUCUACUGAUUCAGCACUGAACUAAUUGAGCCACGAGACACUGAUAGUACAGCCUGUGACUUACAAACUCCACUUGUGACUGAAUUUUAUAUGGUGACGAGAGGUGACCGCAGAAGAUAUCACCUGUAGGUAUUCUGUACCAGUAUCAGUCUACUCUGAUUACUGGAACUGUGAUUUGUAUUGCAAAUAAUGAAGAUCUGUUCUACUGAUUCAGCACUGAGCUAAUUGAGCCACGAGACACUGAUAGUGCAGCCUGUGACUUACAAACUCCACUUGUGACUGAAUUUUAUGUGGUGGCGAGAGGUGACCGCAGAAGAUAUCACCUAUGAAUGUUUAACAAUUUUUCCUCGCCGUAGAUUUGUGUUGCAAAUAUUAAAGAUCUGUUCUACUGAUUCAGCACUGAGCUAAUUGAGCCACGAGACACUGAUAGUACAGCCUGUGACUUACAAACUCCACUUGUGACUGAUAAUAUUAUAAUAAUUUACAAUGGCUGAGACUAUGAAUAUUGAUGUAUCGAUUAAGUUGCCUCCACUAUUGCUGCAACCUUUUUCUAUCAAUAAUAACGAAGCCAAAUGUACGAAAUGUAAUAUUUCAUGUGCACCUGAAGAGAAAAAUAUUCUUUACCAUCUUUCUGUAUGUAAUGGGACUCUUAUUGAAGAAAAUAUUCAAACACAAUUUAAAUUCAAUUGCUUGAAGUGCAAUUAUUUAACUGAUAGUAUUGAUCAAUGGAAGUGCCAUUUAUUCAAACUUGAUCAUAUUUCCAAAAAUGUUGAUUUUGAUAUAAUAACAUUUUCAUACGAUUGCAUGUUAUGUAAUACUCAUUUCUACGGUUUUAGAGAGAGUAUACUUAAACAUCAUUGUCAACCUAAAUUUAUUUCAAAAUUAUCAUAUGUAAUGUCCACUGUUUAUGGGAAACACAAAUGUCAGGAUAACCAGACUAUGCUUCAUUAUUGUACGUAUUGCUCUUUUUACACAUAUAAUUUAACAGAAUUGCAUAAGGAGAAACACAGUGAAGUUGCUUGCAUUUCUGUAUGCCAUUCGUGUCACAUUACAUUUUAUGGCCAAACAAAUGAACAGUAUUUGAACCACAGAGUUACAUACGAGCAUAUGCUCCUGUGGUACUUAAACGGUGCUCGGAGCAAAACGAAGAAAAUAAAUUCAACUAAUUUAAAUAAAAGUUAUGAUGUUGAUGACGAUGACAACCCUCGAGAGACCAUAUGUCAGGACAAUAAUGAAAUUAUUAUUUCCACACGAAACCUAACGUCCUAUAUUACAAAAAAAAAUAUUAUUACAGAAUUAAUUGAUCAACUGUCUGCACAGCCAAUGAAGUCUGCAUUUAACGAUUACAUAAGAAAGAAUUUUGAUUUAUAUAUCCGAGAGCUGCAAACAAGUAAUAAUAUUGAAUUAUCAAUGGGGUUUUAUUGUGAAAUCUGUGAUAUAGUUCUUUGUAAUCAUGAUGCUUGGAAUGAGCACGACAAAGAGUUUCAUAUCAAUGAUAAUGACAUUAAGGUUUUAUUCUGUGGUGUUUGUUGCAUUUACCACUUGAGUGCUCAGACUGUUACUAUCAAACAGCAUUUUAUGACUGUGGAACAUAUAGCAAUGAAAGUAUUUCAUCAAAUCACAUUGAAUCAAAUAAAAACCUCAACAGAUCACAUCAAUAAUUUUAAUAAAAACCCUAAUCCCACCAAUGAUGACAAGGAUUCUGAUUUCAAUGUUGAAACUAAAAAUAUCAAAUAUUCAAAUGAAUAUUAUGUAAAGAACAAAACUAUUAAAAACGAUGAUAGUAAUUUUAAAAAAAAUAAUUAUAUCGUAUUAAACGAAAUAAUUCAAGAACGAUAUGGUAAAUUCAAACUGGUCGAAUAUGUAAACAAUUCAUUUGCGAUUCUUUUCGAAAAUAUAUCCCAAGUUAAACGUUUACGUGAGGAUAAAAAAGAAUUAGAAAACCAGUAUGACUUUACAAUACAAUUUGUAGAAAAUUAUCAUUCAGAAAAAGUAUUAUCAUUGGAAACAAAGAAAUUAUUUGAAGAUUGGAGCUUGUUGUGUGCCAAAAUUCUCAGUGACUUAGAAUUGAUGAAUUUGUCACGAACCAGCAUAGAAACCCGAUCCCGUGUUCAACAAUUGUGUGACUCAAUAUGUAGCUUUCAAAUUAAUACAGAUUCAAAAAAGAUUCACACUUUUGGUUCUCGAGUUUAUGGACUUGCAACAAAUACAACUAAUAUAGAUAUAUAUUUGGAAAUCGAUGACACGUUUGACGGAAUAAUAGCAAAUAAUGAAAAAAUUCAAGUGGAAUAUGUACAACAAUUUACGAAAUAUUGUUUAUCGAAGCCCGAAGUCUUUCAAAAUGUUAAAUCAAUCUGUAAUUGCCGUAUGCCUAUUGUUACAUUUUAUCACGUACCAUCUAAGUUCAUCUGCGAUGUGUCCUUUAAAAGUGGUCUUGUCACGUAUAACACUGAGCUAAUCAAAUUUUAUUUGUUGAUGAACCCUACUGUGAAGUGGCUGGUCUGUGUUAUUGUGAAGAAUUGGGCUCCCCAAAAUGGUUUAAUAGACAGGCAAUUAUUCACCAGCUAUGCCUUGAUAUGGCUGGUACUGUUUUAUUUGAUGACGGAAAAAGUGGUACCAUCGUUGAUCAAACUCAGGCACAUUUCUACUGAAGAUGAUCAUAAAGUCAUUGAAGGAUGGGACUGUACGUUUGGAAAAUGUUUUAUCUAUAUCAGUGAAGAGAAACGCCCAAAACUGUUAUUGGGUUUUUUUCAAUACUAUGCCAAUAAGAGAGCAUUAAAGGACAAUGUACUGUCUACUUGCACUGGUCAGUUAAUCAAAAAGCAUGAAUUUUUCGAAAGGUUCAGUCAGUUGCCUGGACUAAGUCAAAUACAGAGAACAAAGUUUAAAAACUUUAAAGCAGAAGUUGAUUCAAGUUUUGAAAAAAAUUACGGACUGGUUUUGCAGGAUCCAUUUGAACUGUCGUUCAACCUAACCAGAAAUUUACAUGAUAAAGCUUUGAACGACUUUUGUGAUCUGUGUAUGCAAAGUUCAAGACUUUUGCUUAAUAUGAAGGAUUAAGGGUUAAAAUAUGUUUACUAAUGCACAUUUUUGUGAUUUUUACGCCUUUUGUUAAAAUUAAACUUUAAAUAAACACUUAAUUAUAACUUCUAUUAUUUACAUCAUUAAAAAAAAAUUAUUACUGCCAUUA
Messenger RNA from Acyrthosiphon pisum (pea aphid), 3608 nucleotides. RefSeq lists its product as uncharacterized. Lineage: Eukaryota; Metazoa; Arthropoda; Insecta; Hemiptera; Aphididae. The transcript has 13 exons. Gene Ontology annotation, molecular function: RNA uridylyltransferase activity. The coding region runs from base 905 to 3478 and encodes 857 amino acids. The record is from RefSeq and is a predicted model, not a curated record.